GGGAUUUAUCACCUGUUCAUUGAACACCGACCGUAAUUUUCCUUCCUUCCAUCCAUGACAGUGACACUGUCGGUUAAAAACGGAGGUUCCGGUGUACCUCCGUUGCUUCUUUCUGUUGAGGACCGUGCGAAGCUCCUCGACGCGGGUAACAAGUCUCAAGACCAUUACAAGAAAAAACUCUCACCCUUCCGCUACAAGCUUCGCGCAGCCAUCUUGCCGCUUAUCAGAUCGGAAAUCCCGGCACUCACCCGCAUCCAAUUUUCGCUUCGUCACCCGUUGCUUGACUUGUACUUUGCCUGGACGGCGAACCUUGCGUCGCAUACGUUUUACGUGCUCCUUUUGCCAUUACCCAUCUGGUACGGCGGUGCCGAGCUCACGCGCGACUUGGUAUUCAUUCUUGGCUUUGGUAUCUACAUCACAGGUACCUUGAAAGACUUUCUUUGUCUCCCCCGCCCGCGCUCCCCACCCUUGCACCGCAUCACGAUGUCAGGCUAUACCACUAAGGAAUAUGGCUUUCCGUCGUCCCACAGCGCCAACGCUACGGGUGUCUCGUUGUUACUUUUCGUGCAUUUCUAUGCCCAGAUAGGCCAGGUUUCAACCCCUACCUCUGUCGCCAGUUUCACUCUUUUGUUCAUUUACUACGCCUCCUUGAUCUUUGGCCGCGUAUACUGCGGGAUGCACGGUUUUUUCGACAUCAUCACCGGUAGUUUCAUCGGUUGUACCAUUUUCCUCGCACGCUACUGUGUGAAGCAGACCUGGGAUCAUGUGGUGGUUUACUCCGGCUCCUGGUUCUUUCCCCCGGCGUUGAUUGCGUUCUACUUGGGGCUCAUUCAUUUGCACGCGGACCCUGUAGAUGAUUGUCCAUGUUUUGACGACUCUGUGGCAUUUAUCGGUGUGCUUUUGGGCUACGAGCUAUCGUACUGGGCCUUUGUCAAGUAUGACUACUCCCGUGUGUUGCUUCCGUAUGUGUAUGAUACAGCUUCCCUUCGGGGCGCCGCCCCGGUUUCCAUCCCAUUCUCCUUGGAAAAGCUCGGGCUAUUCAGGUCCGCCGCCAGAAGUGUCGUCGGGGUGGUUCUAGUGGUGGUGUGGAAAGCCGUUUCCAAGCCGCUCUUGUUCACCGUCUUGCCUCCGGUCUACAAAAAGCUCGGCGUGUAUCUUCCUCGCUCGGGUUUCACGUCCACGGCGCUGACAAAGGACUCCACCAAGAAGAUCAGACGCUCAUCGAUACAUAUCAAUGAAGGUGUCUCGGAGAUGACUGACUUUGUGCGCUCCUUGGGUGAUAACACCGUAGUGGACAGCGUGGGAGUAGAGAAUGAUAUCGAUUUCUACGAGAAUAUCGAUGCCAUGCAAAAGUCGAGGCAGAGACGGUCUGACUCUGUCGGAAAAGAUGUACCAAGCAUUAGUGUGAUUGACAUCUACGAUGAGUCUAACACCGAUUUCGACGAUUUGCCCGUGAUCUGUGGGGCAUUGAAGCCGCGGUACGAUGUGGAGGUGAUUGCGCGGUUGAUUGUCUAUGCCGGGGUCUCCAGUGUCGCGAUAUGGGGUUUUGCCGUUGUCGUCCAGUACACUCCGUUUAUGUAGUAGUUUCAGGUCUUUAUGAAGUAUGAUGGAUAGAUAUUAAGUGUAAUAGCCUUAUGGCCGGU
This is a messenger RNA of Babjeviella inositovora NRRL Y-12698, 1643 nucleotides long. RefSeq names its product sphinganine kinase. The transcript has a single exon. NCBI's taxonomy places the organism in Eukaryota, Fungi, Ascomycota, Pichiomycetes, Serinales. Gene Ontology annotation, molecular function: sphingosine-1-phosphate phosphatase activity. Gene Ontology annotation, cellular component: endoplasmic reticulum membrane. The coding region runs from base 55 to 1581 and encodes 508 amino acids. The record is from RefSeq and is a predicted model, not a curated record.